CCCCCGGGCAAUAGGGGAUCAUGGGGCCCCUGUGUCCUUGCCCAAACUCAAAAAAGCCUAUGAAAAAGGUUCCAGGGGCAUCUCCCCGGGCCCUCGGGCAGUGCCGAGUUUCCAAAUGGUCAGUCCGCCCCUGAUGUCAGCCGACAAUGGACUUCAGUCUGCUGUCAGCUGAAAACAUGUCACAUGAGUGAAGAACAAACUGCACUUCUGUGAUCUACAGGAGAAGUACAGCCAAAAGAGCUUUGGCUGUACUUCUCAUUUAAAGUGUUGAUAAA
Messenger RNA from Staurois parvus, 275 nucleotides. The record is from the annotation of a GenBank genome assembly. NCBI's taxonomy places the organism in Eukaryota, Metazoa, Chordata, Amphibia, Anura, Ranidae.